AUGGAUUCCGCCUUAGCAAAGGAAAUAGAGGAAGCAGUUCUACAAGUAUUGAACAAUUCCGACAUGGAUUCUACAACAGAAUAUCAAGAACAACAUGCUAAAGCAGAGGCUGAGGAAAAAGCCACUGAAGAAGGUGAACCAGUGGAAGAAGAAGAUAGUGGGGAUGAUAAGAAGAAGCGUAAAGGUGAUAAGGAGUAUGAUGAUGAAGGAGAUCUCAUUGUUUGCAGACUUUCUAAUAAAACAAGAGUGACUCUUACUGAGUUAAGUGGGAAAAGUUUGGUGUCUAUAAGGCAGUAUUACAUCCUCACUCACACAAAACCAACAACACUACACUAUUAUUAUUGUGGCUCAGAUUCACACCAAUGGCAACUCAAUUUCUUCACUCACCACACCUAA
Molecule: messenger RNA, 396 nt
Organism: Helianthus annuus (common sunflower)
Lineage: Eukaryota; Viridiplantae; Streptophyta; Magnoliopsida; Asterales; Asteraceae
Product: RNA polymerase II transcriptional coactivator KELP-like
Exons: 3
Coding region: 1-396 (131 amino acids)
Biological process (GO): positive regulation of transcription initiation by RNA polymerase II
Molecular function (GO): transcription coactivator activity; DNA binding
Source: RefSeq, a predicted model, not a curated record